Serendipita indica DSM 11827 is the source of this 327-nucleotide messenger RNA. Lineage: Eukaryota; Fungi; Basidiomycota; Agaricomycetes; Sebacinales; Serendipitaceae. The record is from the annotation of a GenBank genome assembly.
AUGCCGUCGUCCAGCGAAAACGCCGUUGUCGAAAAGUAUGACAAGUGUCUCGCUGAUUUGAUUGUGAAAAGUGGAAUUGGGUUCAGUGCUGGAGUCAUUGCAAGUGUAAUCCUUUUCAAACGCCGUGGAUGGCCCGUUGCACUUUCAACUGGCGUUGGGAUUGGCAUGAGCUAUGCGGACUGUGAGCGGUCAUUUGGAAUGCCUAGAAUUCCAGGAACACGAGUUCUUCCGCCUCGACCUGCUGCUUUCCAGUCGCUGAACACGAGCACGCCGCUCUCGCCCGCUCCAGCGUCAGAGGCCAAACCAGCAGCCGAGACUUCCAAAUAG